Molecule: messenger RNA, 2562 nt
Organism: Arxiozyma heterogenica
Lineage: Eukaryota; Fungi; Ascomycota; Saccharomycetes; Saccharomycetales; Saccharomycetaceae
Gene: DFG16
Product: Dfg16p
Exons: 1
Coding region: 1-2562 (853 amino acids)
Biological process (GO): cellular response to pH
Cellular component (GO): plasma membrane
Source: RefSeq, a predicted model, not a curated record
AUGCCGAAAUGUAUUAUUAAUAUUAAUAUACUGACGUAUUUUUUAUCAUAUUUAAUAACAUUCAUAUUUCCCCCUAUUGCAUCCGCAUUAAAUAUCGGUAACUACAAUUACCAUAAUAAUAUUUGUCCAAGUAUUUUUAAUGAUCAGAUCCAAUCUAACAAUAAUUCUAAUGACAAACCUUUAAUAGAUUCCUCCACUGUUAAAAUAUCUUUUUCUACUCCCAAUUUAUUUAAUGUUUUACCACCACUAUCGGCAUCUCCACCUAUUAAACCACAUAUACUUCAACUAAAACUAUUACAUCUACCACAAGGUCCACCACCAGGGAUAUCACAACCAGAGGCGCCACCCGAUGUACUAUCUCUAUCAAUUUUUUAUCCACCUACUACUUUAUUUCAAACACUCAAUCCAAAUCCUACUUUUGAUUCAACCUCUUUUAAAUCUCCACCUUUCCCUCUUCCUACCAAAUUUCAUUCACCAUCUCUCGAAAACCAUUGUAGACCUCAUAAAAGAAAUUCAACAAAGUAUAAACCGGAUUAUAAAUCUAAUCAUCAUAAGCAUGACCACAAUUUUAAUGGUCCAAAUCCUUAUGUACAUUAUCCAAACUGUAAUGACUACAUAACUAAAUUUAAACCGUUUUUAUCUGAUUUAUUGGUACAGAAUAUCCUGAAAGCACAUGAAGAUAUGUGUAAUGCUACAAUUUUAACUAGUGGAUUCAUAUCUUUCUCUAAUAAUUAUGCUGAUAUUACCACUUCAUCCAACAACACAGAUUAUAAUCAACAGUUUACUUAUCAAAAAAGACUCAUGUUAACUUCUCCAUCUUUAUUAAUUCAAUGUUCAAAUGAUACAUAUAGUGAUAGACCCUACCAUGCUACAAAUAAUAAUUUUACUAAAUUUUUACUAGAAGUUGCACAAAAUUAUACCACUGAGUAUCUGAUCGAUGAUUCUCCUUCAAUGGUUCGUAAAGAUGAUUUCAACAAAUCCGUGUUGGUCAUUAUCUUCAGUCAAACCGCAUUUUGUAUAGCUGCAUGGAUGAUGUAUUUAAUUCUUUUAUUAUUACCUGCAAGUAACUAUAAUAAUAGAAAUAUUUUAGUCCAUAUUUAUGUUCUGUUCUAUGCAAUUGCACAAUCUGUGUUUUUAGCAAAGGCUUAUAAUGGUGUGUUUAAAUGGCAAUAUGAACAAUGUAUCCAAGAUGCAUCUAAAUAUGAAAAAAAUAUAGUCGACCUGACUGGUUUUAAAGUUUGUGAAUUAUUUUUGAAUGUGCUAAGUAACAUUAAUUGGGCAUAUAUCGUUAUAUUCAUGCAUAAUGUAGAUUCCUUGAAAAAUGGAAUAGACAAACAUAGAUCUUUAUCAGAAUCUUCAUAUGGAAUCAAUUCUUUUUUGGAAAAGGAAAGUCUAGAAAUUUUACCGGAACUUAAAAACAUAAUUCGUAAUAAAUUCAAAAAGCAUAUGCAUGAUCCAAAGAAUAGAACACUAUUAUAUAUUAUUAUUACUAGCAUAAUAUUGGCAUCUAUUAAUAAUACUUUUUUUGCCAUUAUAUUAUGGAAGAAAACUAGGAUUGAUUUUAGGAUAAUCUACAAAUUAUCAGAAUUAUUAAUGUAUACAUUAUUGUUAUGGCGAAUUGGUUUAUUUAUUCUAAGAAAUUUCGGAAUGACUAUUACAUCUACAAGAGCCAUCGAUUCACUAAAUUUUGAUAAUAGUUCCAUGGUAAACAAUUCUAUAAAUCAUGAUACCACUAGGUCUACUAAUAAUGAUACAUUCUUAAAAAAAUACUUACUACUGGAAAAUUUAGAUAAUAAAUUAAAAUAUUUUCAAAAAUGGGUUUCUAAUAUAUGGAAAAAUUAUUUUAAUACUGUUCCUUUACUAAUUUAUAAUAUUGUUAUCUAUAUUCUUUCCUAUGUUAUGAUCAUAUAUUUUACUUCAAUAUCUGCAUAUAGAUAUAGAUGGAAAUAUAAUUUGGUAUAUUUCACUAAACUACUUAUAACAGUAAACUUUUGGGGGUUAAUCGGUGUACUUAACCGAAGAGAGUUAUAUUUAAAUAAAAAGACAAUACUUGGCAGAAGAAUCAAUAACGAUGACGAUUUUUUUGUUGAAGCAUCAUCAUCACCAUCAUCUUUCUCUAGUUCAGAUAGUUUACCAGAACAGUUAAGCAGUGGUUUUAAUUAUUAUGAAAAUAAUGAAAUCACUACAACCACCAACAUCGCUACUAUUAAUACGGGUAAAAACAGCACUAUUCAACAAACCAUCAACAAAAAUAGAAAAAAGAAAUCAAAGGGUAACUUCCGUAAUGCCAUACAUAAAUAUACCAUCUCAAAACCGAUAAAAUCAUUAAAACCAAAUUUCAAUAGAAUAAAGACGAGAAGAAUUCAUUUUGCAAAAGAAACAAGAAGGAAGAGAAAACUUAAUUAUAACAACAAUGUUACAAUUGCCCUAAAUGAAUGUCCUUCUACUAUAGAGACGAGUAAUACUUAUAUUGACAUAUCUAACACUAAAAAUAAACAUCAUUGCAUUAAUAUCACCAAAAUUGAGGAUAAUAAUAACAGUUAUGAUUCAGAGAAAGUAUAA